Lodderomyces elongisporus is the source of this 1209-nucleotide messenger RNA. Its product is annotated as pepsin-like aspartic protease. Gene Ontology annotation, biological process: proteolysis. Gene Ontology annotation, molecular function: aspartic-type endopeptidase activity. NCBI's taxonomy places the organism in Eukaryota, Fungi, Ascomycota, Pichiomycetes, Serinales, Debaryomycetaceae. The record is from RefSeq and is a predicted model, not a curated record. The transcript has a single exon. Bases 1 to 1209 code for a protein of 402 amino acids.
AUGGUUUCGGUAUUUAAUCUCACUAAGCAAGCUUUAACAACACUUGCUUUCGCCUUAUUGGCACAAGGUAUUGUUAUCCCUGAAGAUUUGGGUAAAAGAAGUGGUCCUGGUUUUAUUAGUUUGGACUUCGAUGUUAUUAGACCUCCGGUGAUUGUUAACUCAACAGAUAGCAAUGCUGCGCUUAGUGAUGCUGCUCUUAGAAAAAGAAAAACUAUUUCCUUGAGUUUGAUUGAUGAAGGUCCAUCUUAUGCUUCCAAAAUCACUAUUGGAUCCAACAAGCAACAACAAACCGUUGUUAUUGAUACUGGAUCAAGUGACUUGUGGGUGGUUGAUUCCAAUGCUCAAUGCCAAGACAAUGUGCAAUGUAAGAAUGACGGAACUUAUAACCCAUCAUCCUCCACCACUUACAAAAAUUUAAACACCCCAUUUGCCAUUAGAUAUGGUGAUGGAAGCACUUCUCAGGGUACUUGGGGUUUGGAAACGGUUGGGUUUGGUGGUAUUUCAAUCACUGGCCAACAAUUUGCUGAUGUUACCACCACCUCUGUUAACCAAGGUAUAUUGGGUAUCGGUUACAAGACGAAUGAGGCCAAUGCCAACUACGACAAUGUUCCUGUUACUUUAAAGAAGCAAGGUAUAAUUAGUACUAAUGCCUACUCUUUGUAUUUGAAUGCGCCAAAUGCAGCUUCUGGGACAAUCAUCUUUGGUGGUGUUGAUAAUGCCAAAUACUCUGGUAGUUUGAUCAAGGAGCAAGUUACUCAGUCAAACCAAUUGACUAUUUCAUUGGGAAGUAUCAAUUAUGCUGGAACAACCUACAGCAACAACAACGGUGAUGCAUUGUUAGAUUCUGGUACUACAUUGACAUACUUGACCCCAGACGUUGCUAGUGCUAUUGCUGAACAAGCUGGUGCACAUUACGUGACUUACCCAGAUGGCUCUGGCUUAUGGGAAAUUGGCUGUGAUGCGUCCACAUCCGGUAAUGUUGUUUACAGCUUUGCUAAUGGUGCAAAGAUCACUGUGCCAUUAUCUGAGUUGGUAUACGGUAGCUCCGGUGAUGGUUAUUGUGUUUGGGGUAUCCAACAAGAAGAAGAUUUUGCCAUUUUGGGAGACAACUUUUUGAGACAUGCUUACUUGCUUUACAACUUGGAUGCAAAUACAGUUUCAAUUGCUCAAGUCAAGUAUACCACAACUUCUAGCAUUGCAGCUGUUUAG